Labrus mixtus (cuckoo wrasse) is the source of this 9273-nucleotide messenger RNA. RefSeq names its product pseudopodium-enriched atypical kinase 1 (gene peak1). Gene Ontology annotation, molecular function: ATP binding; protein kinase activity. The record is from RefSeq and is a predicted model, not a curated record. The coding region runs from base 472 to 6342 and encodes 1956 amino acids. NCBI's taxonomy places the organism in Eukaryota, Metazoa, Chordata, Actinopteri, Labriformes, Labridae. Gene Ontology annotation, biological process: protein phosphorylation. The transcript has 7 exons.
AGAGGAGCUGAGUGCGAAAAAUCACAGGCUCUGGCAAGAGUUAGAGCCGUACACACUUGGAUUUUCGUUAUUCCUUCCGAGGACGACCUUGUUCAAAACCGGGAUUCAUGGCAGCCAAGAAGUGGUAGUGUCGACGGGGAGAUUUUCGGCGUCUGAAAAGGAAAAUUUGCCCAAGCCCGCGAAUGACCAGUGUUUGAAUCAUCAAGUUCUGGUGCUUUCACACCUAUAAAACUCAAGACAAGAGGGGGCAGCAUAUCCUGGCUGACGCCUGAAGUAGGUGUUCUGUACUUCACCAAGUGGGACUCCAUGGCUGCUAGCACUGCUGCUUGAUCCAUAGCACUGUCCAGUUUCCCGAAGAUUAGAGGCUUGUAGUGUUCGUCACCGUUACACUACAGUUGGUUCCUGUAGCUGGCUUAAUGGAGGGGUUUCCUGUCCACUGAUUUAACAGGCUGCCUUACUGGACCAGCGGCCAUGUCCGCCUGCAGCACCUUUACCGAGCACGUGUGGAAGCCAGGCGAGUGCAAGAACUGUUUUAAACCAAAAAGUCUGCACUGUCUGGCUCAGAGUAGUGGAAGAAAACCUCCGUCUGAGCAGAGGCCUCAAACAACUCAGCAACAGAAUCCACCCCCUGGAGGUGCAAGAGCCAACCCUAACCUUACCAACAACUCCCAGAGGGUUAGCACUGGGUCUGCACGGUCAGGACACUUUCGUCCACCUGUGGCUAAAAAGCCAACUAUUGCUGUUAAACCCACUAUGAUGUUGCCCUGCUCCUCUGCAGGACUGGAUUCAGAUGGCAACUUACAACGACCACCAAAUAUGAUAGAACCGGGCAAAACAUCAGCUUUUACAGUCUGGAAUCGCAAUGGACUGAAUCGUAAGAGACCAGGGGGGCCCAGCAACAACAAUGAAGGAGAGGAUGGCAGUGAAGAGAUUGAGGGUUAUGGGCAACUAAGCCCCAGGACCCCUACUGGAAAUAACAACAGCAGUGGACUGACAGAUGUCUUGAAAGAGAUUGCUGGGUUAGGCCCUAGCCUUAGCCCCACACCCUUUUCUGGUUCAAAGGACUUGUUUUGGGGACGAAUCAGUAGUUCAUACCAACGGUCCUUGGAAAGAGGCCUUCCACCCUCAAGCUGUCUGGCAAUGGGAAGUGAUAGUAUAGGUAGUGGUGGCACUGCUCAAAAACGGGUAUCCCUAAGCGAUAGCACCGAGAUCAUCAGCAAAGAGGGUGGUCGCUUUUGCUACCCAGAGUUUUCCAGUGAAGGCGAAGAUGAUGAAGAUGAUGAGGAUGAAGAGACCGAAAGGGAUGAUGAUGAUGAUGAUGAUGAUGAUGAUGAUGAACAUGAGAGCUGGGAUGAAAGUGAUGAAGAGUUACUUUCCAUGGAGAUACGUAUGCGAGGCCAACCUCGAUUUGCACAUUUUCGUGCUGCUACAUUGUCACCGGUUCCAUUUGCUGCUGGGAAAAAGUGGAAUACUGUGCCGCUUCGCAACCGUUCACUACAGCGGAUUUGUGCAGUGGACUAUGAUGAUAGUUAUGAUGAAAUCUUGAAUGGAUACCCCUCCAUGGACUCUAAUGGAGCACUUCUUCCCUAUGGGCCCCAUGACAUGCAAGGCAGUGGCUUCAUAUCAAACUCAGAGUCUACAACAUCUCCAGAAUCCUCUUCAUCUCUACCUGAAGAUUCCAGAACAACUUCAAGCAGUGGGAGCAGUGCCCCAUGUGCUUUUCGAAAUGGCUUACAUUCACCAAUAUCUUCUAAGACAUCAGUCCCCUGCACUUCCCCUCCAAAAAAGGAGCCUGUCCACAGAGCACUGAGUCCGCUCAAGGUGACUGAAACACACAAAGCUGUCCUUGCCAUUAGAUUGGAGGAUCAAGAUGGCAGAGAAGGGAUGCCAAUGCCCCAGGCUCUCCCAGGUCAACCAGUCACUAUCAGUUUUAGUCCCACAGAGGAACAAGCUAAACCAUACCGUGUUGUGAAUUUGGAAAAAUCACUGAUCUGUAAGCCUUACACUGUAGUGGAUGUGUCGGCUUCCAUGGCCAGCAAAGACGAACCAAUCCCAGACUCCACUGCAAAACCCAAAAACCUGUCAAUGCCUUCAAGCCCUACAUCAUUCUGUAGCACUCCUUUAGUUCAACCCCUUUCUCCAACCUCCCCUGUUUCUUUAGCCUCCCCUGUGUCUCCAUCCUCCACUGUAAUGCCAACGUCACCAACAUCUGUGGCUCUUCCAAGUAACUCCCGAAAAAAAUCAGGUAACAUACGCUACCAGGAAGUGUGGACUUCAAGCACAAGCCCUCGCCAAAAGAUUCCUAAAGUGGAACUAGGGGUUGGGAGUAAUCAUGGACCCACCUUCCCUACUCAACACUGCAGUCACAAGUCAGCUCCCACUUCUCCCAUUGCUGGGCUGUCUUCCUCCCGAACUGUACCUGUGAAAUCCCCCAACUUGUCGGAGAUCAAGUUUAACAGUUUCAAUAAUGCAGGCAUGCCACCUUUUCCUAUUAUUAUUCGAGAUGAGCCUGCCUAUGCCCGGAGCUCCAAAAAUGCAGUUAAAGUACCUAUUGUUAUCAAUCCAAGCGCUUAUGACAACCUAGCUGUUUACAAGAGCUUCUUGGGACUCAGUGGGGAACUACCACAACAAAAAGGUGUCGGUAGUAGGGUCACCAGCCAUACUUAUGAAGAGAUUGGAUCCUCUGAGAGUGUUCAGUCCUCCUCAACAGAGAAAACAAUGUCUGGUAAAGGCACAUCAGAGAGAGCCUCUUAUGAUGAGAUAAAAGCUUUACCUGAAAUAGUGCCAAAAGCCCCAAAUGUACAGCCUAGAACCACUACAGACUCUAGCACUGUGACCAGCACUGUGAUGAGCUCCACAGUUGGGGCCCUCUCUCCUACUACAACAACAAAUUCCCAUGCCAUUACUGCAAACCUUUCCAAAACCAGCCCCACUGCCAAUGUUGUUACACGCACUUGCAAGACAAGUGAAGACGCUUCUAGCACUAACAAUAAUUCUGACUUAGCUUUGCCCUCUGGGACAGUGGGAAGCCAUAGAGAGGAAGCCAGUGCUGUGCUUUUGCAGAUUGUGGCCUCCAUCCAGCCCCCUCUUUCUCCUCCAGAUACACCUUCAGCACAAUCCAAAACCCUUAGUUCUGAGGAGCUUUAUGCUCUUCCACCUGAUGCUAUGAAGGAGACCCUCACCAGGCCCAAAUCUAUCUUUUCUGCAACUGAUGGCUGUCUUUCUAAACCAAAGAAAGAAACACCUUCUAAAGUUUUGUCUAAAUCUCAAAGCGCCUCUGCGGCUGUCCCACUCUCAAGCCCGCGUUCAGAACCCAAUGCCCCCUUCCCCCCUCCUAGGUCAACGUCUUCCCCCUACCAUGCUACCAACAUCCUCCAGAGACAUUUUGGCAACUGGACCAAGAGUUCUGCUUCCAGUUCUCCUGUACGGCCGAAUGAAGGAGAAGUAAGUCCAGGUGGAGAGGGGAGACGUAUGUCAUCAGAUAACUCUAAACCCAAACGCUGGAUCUCCUUCAAGAGCUUUUUUCGUCGACGGAAAGAUGAGGAUGAGCAGAGAGAGAGGACAGAGAAAGAGAAGGAGAAAGGGAAGUUGGUCGGGCUCGACGGAACAGUAAUUCACAUGCUUCCACCACCACCGGUCCAACAUCAUCACUGGUUCACCGAGGCCAAACCAGAGGAUCCCACCCAGAAACCAACUAUCAUCUUCACUUACAAACCGGAAAGUGGCAGCACCCCUGGUGAUGGAGAAGGAGAACUACGAGUAGAGGAGUGCAAAGAAAGCAUAGAACUCACACCGGAUGAGAGCAAAGAACCCAGACAUCUGAGCCCAGGGCAGACCCCAUCCACACACCCCCCCGGAUGUGAUAUCAUCAGCAGUGACUUCAGCCAGGUACCAGUCAGUGCUAGCCAUGCCAGAGAUCGAGAGCUGCCCGGUGCCGCCUCCCUUCCUGCCAAAGUGAAUCUGGGUCUGGUGCUUGGGGAGGGCGAGGAGGGCCAUGCGAACCAGGGUACGACACCGGCCUCAGCCAGCGAAGGCACCGCAAGCCUCGGAGAGCCAGAGGAAGAGGAUGGGAAUAACUCCCAUCACUCCCACUCUACCGCCUCCAGCCAAUGCAGUGCCACGUACAGCAACCUGGGUCAAUCAAGAGCCAACAUGAUCCCACUCAAACAGCCGCGGAACAUCAAAGCAUCCAAUGACACACUGGCCUCCAUCGACCUUGAAGGCCUCACUGAGCAGCCUCCCCCUAAAGCAACACCACCACCACUGCCUAAAAAAAAUGUGCCUCGCUCCAAUACUGAACCUAGCCUGGUGGGUAGAGAACCAGUCCCGGGGGCCAUGCGACCUAGGGCUGAGGCUAAACCUGGGGGCACCAACCUGAGUGUGGCUAACCCUCUGUACGACUUGGACUCCACCUGGGAGACGGCUAGUCAGAGUUCCUCUCUGAGCUCAGAGGCUCACCGAGCCCACGACCACGAGAGUGGGGACUCCCUAGAGAGACCAUCAGCCACCACAGCUGCCAGCAAGGGCCGCCCAACUAACAGCCUGUCCUCUCUGGUUUCACAACCUGCAUCCAGUGCCACCACUGGCAGAGAGAGGAGGGUCUUUCCAAGCACAGAGUCUUUGGCUGGACGGGGUCGAACAACAGGUCGAGGAGCUGCUGCUGCUGCAGGAGGAGGAGGAGGCUCCAAAGCCCAGAGACCUGCUCUGUACAGGGGGUUAGACAGCUGGGAUGAGGUGGUGGGAAGGAUCCGGGGACUUCACACUGACACACUGCGGAAGCUCGCAACAAAGUGCGAAGACCGUUUCAUGGCAGGUCAGAAGGAUCACUUAAGAUUCGGCACUGACAGCUGGUCCCACUUCAGGCUGACCACUGGGAAACCCUGCUGUGAGGCGGGUGAUGCUGUUUACUACACUGCCUCCUACGCCAAGGACCCACUGGUAAACUACGCCAUCAAGAUCUGUCGCAGCAAAGUGAAGGAGACCCAGCAGCAGUUUUUCCACAGCCUCGCAGUGAGGCAGAGCCUGGCGGUGAACUUCAACAUCCAACAAGACUGUGGACAUUUUCUGGCUGAUGUCCCCACCCGCCUUCUGCCCUGGGAAGAGGAAGAAGAAGAUGAAGAGGAGGAGGACGACGACGAGGAAGAGGAGAAGGAAGAUGUGAGCGGGCUGAAGGAGAAAGAGAUUAAGACUGAAACAAAGACAGCAGACUCCAAAGCUCCAAAUGGUAAAUUAGAUGAAACACAAACAGAAAGUCACAUGAAUACUGCCGGCCGUUUGAAGAGCAGGGUGGUUGUCAUCACACGUGAGGUGCCCUUUCAAACUGUGGCUGAUUUUGUCCGAGAAGGCGUCCAGAGACACACUCAUAACCCUGAGCUGUAUGAGCGUCAGGUGUGUCUCCUGCUGCUGCAGCUGUGCUCCGGCCUAGAGCACAUGAAACCGUAUCAUGUUACCCAUUGUGACUUGCGCCUGGAAAAUCUGCUAAUGGUCCACUGCCAACCUGGCAUCCCCUGGAAUCUAGACGUUCUCGAGCCGAACAACAACAGCAACAGCAGCAGCAACAGUUCUGGUGCAACGUCUGCCAGUGCUGCUGCUGCAGCUGCCAACGCCACCUGCCCCGCCCGCCUUAUCAUCAGCAACUUCUCCCAAGCAAAGCAGAAGAGCAAUCUCAUGGCCGCCGACCCUGGUACGCUGCGAGAUCAGUCACGUCUUGCACCUGAAAUUGUCACAGCGACUCAGUACCGCAAGUGUGACGAGUUCCAGACUGGAAUUCUCAUCUACGAGAUGCUGCACAGGCCCAACCCCUUCGAGGAGACACCGGAGCUAAAGGAGAGGGAGUACACGUGGGCGGACCUGCCCCCACUUCCGGUCAGAUCUCUCUACUCACAGGGUUUGCAGCAGCUGGCAAGGUUACUUCUCACUGUCAACCCCUCUGAAAGGAUCCGCAUGUCCGAGGCCCGGGCCUGCCUGCAGUGCCUGCUGUGGGGCCCGCGGGAGGACUUGUUUCAGGCGCUGGGCUGCAGCAGCACGGGCCCCAUGUCUGGGGCCACUGCCAGCCAGCGAGAGGCCACCCUCCAGAACUGGCUGGACCUGAAGCGGACUCUGAUGAUGAUCAAAUUUGCAGAGCGCUCUCUGGACUCGGCUUGCGGCGUGAGUCUGGAGGACUGGCUUUGCUGCCAGUACCUGGCGUUCGCCACCACAGACACCCUAAGCAGGGUGGUGCACAUCCUGCAGCAGCCCCAGCCUCAUCCGAAGCCCCAGAACCAGAGCCAGCCAGCACACACAGCACAGAACCAAACACAUCAAGCACACAACAUCCACCUGACUCAGUCGCAGCCACUCUGAGAUCCUUUGACCAGCUGUUACCAUGGCAACAGAUCCAACUUCCCCAAUGUGGUCCCUCUGCUCACGCUAAUGUGUGAUUUAAGGUAAUAGUCAGCUUUGUUGUUGCAGCAGCUACAAUCCUCAGCUAAAGCUAAACAGCGAGUUGUUUAAAAUCUGUGUUUUCUUCAUGGACAAAUCAAAGCAUGGAGUGAGAGACAGUGCUCCCAUCAGACAGAAGGGGCUUCAUGUUCAGGGUAAGUGUUAGCACCAUUUACAACAGCAGGAUACUUAGGAGUCAAGCCAGGGGAAGUGGCUGUCUGACAUUGUUCUAAAAACCAGUCCUGGACCGUUUUUAACAUUAUAUUCUAGAAAAGAAAAUGGCUCCUCCCCCUGACUUUCUUUAGCUGAUCACAUCUCUCAUAGGUUAUUACACUCCACUAGAUUUAACAGAUUGAUGAGGGAAUUUCAACAUUUCUACGCUUUAUCGCUGCCAAGUUCUUCAAGACCACAGAAAUGUGAUCGCUUAUAUGAUAUUUAAUUCGUAUGGCAGCUGUCUCCUGGUUUUAUUUGAGGUAGCGUCAAACAGAAUAAAUUUGAGCUUUCAAACAUUUCAUCAGACUUCUGAUGACACACCACAGUUAGAUUCCCUCAAAUAUCUCUGUUUCUGGAGAGACAACUUAAGGAAGCAUAAGAAAUGCAGGUUUUGCUCACAUUAACUGCAUUAAUAAUUAUAACGUCAUAUAUUAAAAAACUUUCCAUUCUUGGAACAACAGAUAUUUGAAAUCCUCAAAGAACAGAAAAAGAUCAAAGAUGGCCGUCUGAAUUGAAGGGGUUGAUAGAUGUGUCCUCCUCAGAAUUAAUUCUUACCAAGGUGAGGUUUAAUUUCGACUGAUGCAAAGUGGAAUACUUUUAGCAGUGAAGCCAAAGAUCCGUCAUAUAUUUGAAUUAUAAAGUUCAGAGAUAUUUCAACAUUAUUAAACAGAGAUAUUUAUUUCAGUUUGUAAUGAGAUGCAGUCAGACUUGAUUACAGUAUCUAGGUUUACUCUACACCCCUCCAAAACCAGUCUAAAGGUGUGUUUGAACAUAACUUACACUUCCUGAAUGAGAACUUUAUCUUUGUAGUCUCCUGGGAGCAUUUAGCAGGUUUUAGAGACUUUGGAGUUCAAAUGGGACACAACUGCCACCGCCUUUGGUUUGGUUUCUUGUCGGAGUACGUGCAAUUAAUGUCUUUUGUUGUUGUUGUUGUUGUUGUUGUUUUCUUUGGAGGUAACAGCGUGUGAACACUUUUCAGACAUCAUGCAGUCUUGUCCUACACUUCUCUUCAAUUCAUUUUCUGGCACAUAAACUGAUGCAUUUCAGUUGAAACCUGCAACUUAGGAAACAAAGUUAAAGAACUACAGUGGAAAGGAGACGGAUGUUUCGGAGACUGCAAAAAGUUUUUUUUUGUUUUUUUUAUUGUGUUGUUUUUGUCAAGUUGUUUUGGAACGGUUCUGCGUUACGGACGACAUUUGCACAUUUAGUGGAAACUCCUCGAUGGAGGACUGAGGACAUGAUGAUGCAGGAGAGACUGAGAAAAGUUCCUGUGAAUCAGAGGAUCUGGAUUUGUUUUGAUUUGCAGCGUGUGGAAUGUAAAAGUUUGCCUGGACUGAAAACAGUUUUUUUGGGGUUUUUUUUGGACCUGCCGUCGUCUGCUCCAGAAACACAACCACCCUUUCAAUAGAACCACUUUGUUUCACAUCUCCACAGAAGAGAAACUUAUUACUCAACCACUGAGACUUGUUUCCAUUCCUCCUGCCUCGUUUCCCGUCCGCUUUGUUGUUAUUAUCUAGCCAAUCGGACAGCUUGCUGCUGGACUCACAACAAAUAUGAUUCUUCAGUAAAAGGAGGUCUGCGAUAUUGCUCAGCAGCCUUCAAGUCUGUGAUCGAUGCUAGUAAAACAAGUUCAGACGCUUCAGUUUUCCCUCAAAAAACAACACAGCCAAACUCAAGGGUUUCUUAGUGAUUGAGAUGCUAAAACAUCUUUAAAACACAAACAUCUUUAACUUUGAUCCAAACAACUCUAGCUGUACUUACUUACUUGCAGAAUGUUUCCUAGCCUGCAUUCAGGUGUGCGAUUACUUCAAAUGGACACUAAAAAAAAAGAAUCCUAAAGUUGACCUUUUUUGCUCUGUAUACUGUAUCACAUCUUCUCUUCAUAUCUGAUUACUGGAGCAGUUCAGUUUGCCACUCGGGAUAUAGUUCUUUUGGGAUCAGGAUCCUGUCCCUGCCGGUCUACAGAACCAGAACUGAAUGGUCCAUUGAGCGAAAUAAAGCAGGUGUGAGUGUGUUGCUGCAUUUUACAGGUUUUGUGUUCUGAGGAAUGUGUGUGGACAGCACUGGUGGCUGUCCUUGUGUCUAAAGAUUUAAGCCUUUAUAUAGUAUAUAUAGUAUAAAUAUAUAUAACCUUUAUCUAUUUUAACCCACACACACUAUUUUGUCACGUACGGAGCACCUCUAUUUCUGUCACUAGAGUCUAAAUGUCAUUUAUUCAUUUCUGAAGCUUAACUUUCUUCUACCUGCUCAUAAUCGAGAAGACAAAGGUGUGUGAGUAGUUAUCACUGACCUUAACAAAGAAUAAAUACAGAAUGAUGUACAGUAUUUUUACCCCUCUUGUAAAGUGAUCUGUUUAGGAGAUGAACCACUUCGAGAAGAGGCAGAAGGAUGACUUUGAGCGCUCCACUGAUGUCCAACAUUCAUCAGCUGUACGGCCCACAGCCAAUAUGGUCUAUUAUUUUCUCUCUCUUUGCUCUGAUUUCUUCGUUGCAUUGUUUAUUGCCACUGAACAGAAAAACAGAAGCUCUCCGAGGCUCUCUAUUAAUAUGUGUACAGUAUGUCUCCUGGCCUGCCGCCGUUUAUUGUUGAUGGAGUUAACCAACGGUAACAGAACAAUAAAUAUAUGUUUUUAUAAAUACA